AUGCCUCCCAAGAAGAAGGUCGAGCGCGCCGCCACCGAGAACAUCUCUCUGGGCCCCCAGGUUCGAGAAGGUGAACUUGUCUUCGGUGUCGCCCGUAUCUUCGCUUCCUUCAACGAUACCUUCGUUCACGUUACCGAUCUCUCUGGCCGCGAAACCAUUUGCCGUGUCACAGGAGGCAUGAAGGUCAAGGCCGACCGUGACGAGUCCUCUCCCUACGCUGCCAUGUUGGCGGCACAAGACGUUGCUCAACGCUGCAAAGAACUCGGCAUCACCGCUCUGCAUAUCAAGAUCCGGGCCACCGGUGGAAAUGGCACAAAGACCCCAGGUCCUGGUGCUCAAUCGGCUCUUCGUGCAUUGGCUCGCUCGGGCAUGAGGAUUGGAAGAAUCGAGGAUGUGACGCCCACACCAUCCGAUAGCACAAGACGCAAGGGUGGUCGUCGCGGUCGUCGUCUCUGA
This is a messenger RNA of Fonsecaea multimorphosa CBS 102226, 456 nucleotides long. Its product is annotated as 40S ribosomal protein S14. Bases 1 to 456 code for a protein of 151 amino acids. Gene Ontology annotation, cellular component: ribosome; cytosolic small ribosomal subunit. Gene Ontology annotation, molecular function: structural constituent of ribosome; mRNA 5'-UTR binding; small ribosomal subunit rRNA binding. Gene Ontology annotation, biological process: ribosomal small subunit assembly; maturation of SSU-rRNA from tricistronic rRNA transcript (SSU-rRNA, 5.8S rRNA, LSU-rRNA); translation. The transcript is spliced from 3 exons. The record is from RefSeq and is a predicted model, not a curated record. Lineage: Eukaryota; Fungi; Ascomycota; Eurotiomycetes; Chaetothyriales; Herpotrichiellaceae.